CAACAAUGAAUAUAACUCUGAUAGUAUCCCUUGCACUAGCUCUUAUGCUAAUUCUAAUGUUGACCCUUAUGCUAACCCUUAUACUGAUCCUUAUACUGAUUCUUAUGUCGACCCUUAUUCUAACUCUUAUGUUGACCCUUGUACUGACCCUUAUAUUGACCCUUAUAUUAACUCAGAUGCUGAACCUCAAAAUAAUGAAAAUGAACUUCGUAGCACUGCAGCCAGAAGAAAGACUAUAACAAAAAUGAAGAAAAAAAAAGUGUAA
This is a messenger RNA of Dentiscutata erythropus, 265 nucleotides long. The record is from the annotation of a GenBank genome assembly. NCBI's taxonomy places the organism in Eukaryota, Fungi, Glomeromycota, Glomeromycetes, Diversisporales, Gigasporaceae.